CGAAUCUCGACGCACAAAAUUGCCUCUAGUGUAUUACUGUAAUAAAGCAAUUUUGUUUGUCAACAUGGUAUACGUAAUCAUUUUGACAGUGAUAGCGGGCGCUUUGAGCCUUUAUUAUUACAUCUUCAAGAAUUUGAACUUUUUCAAAAAAUAUGGCAUACCAUAUAAAAGGCCUUUUCCUAUACUCGGAAAUAUGGCAGGAGUCAUCUUCCGUCGUGAAAAUUUGUUUGAUCUUGCGAAAAAUAUGUACAAUUUACAUCCUGAAGCCAAAUACGUCGGCAUGUUUGAUAUGACAACUCCAAUUGUAGUGAUUCGCGAUCCCGAUCUUAUUAAAUCUAUCGCGCUAAAAAAUUUCGAUCUAUUUCCCGAUCAUCGCGCCUUCAUGGAGGAAUAUCAAGAUCCAUUAUUUGCCAAAAAUUUAUUUGCUCUCAGAGGAGAGAGGUGGCGGCAAGUACGGCCUUUAUUGAGUCCAGCUUUCACGUCCAGGAAGAUGAAAAGUAUGUAUAAACUGAUGUCGGAUUGCGCCGCCGAAUUUUGUAAUUGUUUGGCGCAAAUGCCUAUAGAAAAGAGGAUAAUGGAAAUAAGAGAGGUCUUUACGAAAUACACAAAUGAUAUAAUAGCUACUUGCGCUUUUGGUAUUAGUGUUGAUUCUAUGAAAAACCCGAAUAACGAAUUCUAUGUUUACGGUAAAGAGGUGACCACUUUCGACAGAAUCGCCUUUGUAAAGUUCUACAUCUUUAAAAACUUGCCUUGGUUGGCAAAAAUACUUCAAUUAAGAAUUAUUCGUGAAAAAGCAGCGAAUUUCUUUCGAGAUCUCAUAGAAGACACCAUAAAAAUUAGAGAUGAGAAAGGUAUCGUUCGUUCAGACAUGUUGCAAUUAAUGAUGGAGACUAGAGGGCAAAGUAAAGAAGGCAAACCAGAACUCUCUAUCGAAGAUAUGGUAAAUCAAGCAUUCAUUUUCUUCUUUGGCGGCUUUGAGAGCACUUCGAUGUUAAUGUACUUUGCUGCUCACGCGAUCGCGGUGAAUGAGUAAAUACAAAAAAAACUUCAAGAUGAGAUUGAUAAAGCCUUGGAGGAAUCAAAUGGAUUAGCACCAUACGAAGUAAUUAAUAACAUGGAAUAUUUGGAUGCUGUGAUUAACGAAGUGCUCAGAAUGUACCCGGUUACUCCAGCAUUAGACAGAGUAUGCGUGGAAACAUUUGAGUUGCCUCCGACAUUGCCAGGAACAAAGCCUUUUACUAUAAAAAAAGGAGACAGCAUAUGGAUACCAGUUUAUGGAUUUCAUCAUGAUCCGCAGUACUUUGAAGAGCCAGAAAAAUUCGAUCCCGAACGGUUUCUUGGUGAGCGGAAAAAAGAAAGCCUCAAUUGCGGAGUUUAUUUGCCCUUCGGACUGGGACCCAGAAUGUGCAUAGGCAAUAGAUUUGCUUUAAUGGAGACGAAAGUUUUGUUAUUUCAUUUAUUGGCACGUUGCGAUCUCAAACCUUGCGAAAAGACAUCGAUAACACUCAAGAUGGCUAAGGAUGGCUUCAUUGUGAGGCUCGAAGGAGGCUUGUGGUUGAAUAUAUCACCAAGAAAAAAUAUUCAUCACACUAUUGCUACAACGCUAUAAUGCAGUCAACAAAUACAGGGACAAUUAUAAGAAAAUUUCAAUAUUUUUAAUUACAUUAAAAAAAAUUGGAAAUUAAUGAAUUUUUUUAAUAUAAAAAAAUAUUUCUUGCUCAAAUAUUUUGUGUAUCGGUUAUAUUAAUUAAAAAAA
This is a messenger RNA of Cataglyphis hispanica, 1756 nucleotides long. Its product is annotated as cytochrome P450 9e2-like. The transcript has a single exon. The record is from RefSeq and is a predicted model, not a curated record. Gene Ontology annotation, molecular function: iron ion binding; oxidoreductase activity, acting on paired donors, with incorporation or reduction of molecular oxygen; monooxygenase activity. NCBI's taxonomy places the organism in Eukaryota, Metazoa, Arthropoda, Insecta, Hymenoptera, Formicidae.